Messenger RNA from Funneliformis geosporum, 549 nucleotides. Lineage: Eukaryota; Fungi; Glomeromycota; Glomeromycetes; Glomerales; Glomeraceae. The record is from the annotation of a GenBank genome assembly.
AUGGACUUCUGUCAUUGUAUCUCCAAAUUGUUGCAAACUUUAACCCACGUCCCAGUUCUUCAAAUUGGAUCAGAUGUGUUUGUUGAUACCGCAUUGAUUAUUGAAGAAUUAGAACGAAGAAAUGGAUCUGAUAAAAGCGAUAGAGGACUCGGUUUAUCCAUGGCAUGGCUUUGUGGACAGACCGCUACUUUUUUAUGGCUUCGAUCAGUUCAUCAUUGCAAAGAACCUUCAACUCCAAAAUUUUUUAGUUCGAAAGAAUUAUUGGAAGAUCGAUCUUCAUUAAUUGGAUCACCAAUUAACCAGAAGAACUCAUAUUUAAUUGAUCAGAUUAGAUCAAAUCUUGAAUGGAUCGAAUUACAAUUAUCGGGUGACAGAGAAUGGUUUUUUGAUACACCUUAUCCUAGCAUAGCAGACACUCAUGUAGCAAUGAAUGUUUGGUUUUUAGAUUUUAUUAAAGGAGCAAAUGAAAUAACAAAACCGGAUUUAUAUCCAAAAACUUAUUCUUGGUUAGAUAGAUUUUUAAAAUAUAUUAAAAUCGAAUGGAUUUAA